Messenger RNA from Gossypium arboreum, 1007 nucleotides. Its product is annotated as abscisic acid receptor PYL4. The transcript has a single exon. Gene Ontology annotation, biological process: abscisic acid-activated signaling pathway. The record is from RefSeq and is a predicted model, not a curated record. Gene Ontology annotation, molecular function: signaling receptor activity; protein phosphatase inhibitor activity; abscisic acid binding. Gene Ontology annotation, cellular component: nucleus; cytoplasm. The coding region runs from base 263 to 808 and encodes 181 amino acids. NCBI's taxonomy places the organism in Eukaryota, Viridiplantae, Streptophyta, Magnoliopsida, Malvales, Malvaceae.
UAGUAUUUAUGUACCCUUUACAAAUAUUUAUUAAACAAUAAAACCUCCAUUUCUUCUUCUCCAUUGUGCGUAGCUCAAAACAUCAGCCAGCCAUUGGAGAAAACCUCUUCAAGCAAAGCGACUACAACACCUUCCAAUAGCAAAAUGCUCGUUUGUCCUCCAAAUUCGUCCUCCUUCCACUGCUGAAACAACCCUUAACACACCGCGCCACCGCCAAUACUAUAGCGUAGCAGCUAGCUACCCUUUAUAUUUCCAUUUCUCCAUGCUUUACCAAAAGCGGUACCCUAUAACAUACACCAUGCCAGUCCCAGACGCCGUUGCUCGCCACCACACCCACCCUGUUGGUCCCAACCAGUGUUGCUCAGCCGUAGUCCAGCAGAUCGCUGCCCCAGUUUCCACCGUCUGGUCCGUCGUCCGUCGGUUUGACAACCCCCAGGCUUACAAGCACUUCGUCAAGAGCUGUCAUGUAAUCGUUGGGGACGGUGAUGUCGGUACCCUUCGUGAAGUCCACGUCAUCUCAGGCCUACCCGCCGCGAGGAGCACCGAACGUCUCGAGAUCCUUGAUGAAGAGAGUCAUGUUCUUAGCUUCAGUGUCAUCGGUGGAGAACAUCGGUUAGCUAACUACAGGUCGGUAACGACCCUUCAUCCUUCCACAAACGGGAAUGGAACGGUGGUAGUGGAAUCUUACGUGGUGGACGUACCGCCGGGGAACACCGAAGAUGACACGUGCGUCUUCGUUGAUACCAUUGUUCGGUGUAACCUGCAGUCACUUGCUCAGAUCGCAGAGAAUCUAGCAAGCCGGAAAUAGCCAGUCCAGUCACUGUAUGUUUUUAGUUUUUCUUUUCUUUUCUUUUAAAAGUCAUUGGUGAUAAGCUGAAGCUGUCGUUUUUUGUGAGUAUCCGAUAGUUAGGUCGCCGAUGGGAAAUCUCAUAAUCAUCACUACACUGUCAAGUUCAUGUUUAUCGAUUCACCAGAUGAUCUAUGGCAAUCUUAAAUUAAUUACUAAA